Molecule: messenger RNA, 2256 nt
Organism: Saccharomyces paradoxus
Lineage: Eukaryota; Fungi; Ascomycota; Saccharomycetes; Saccharomycetales; Saccharomycetaceae
Gene: PTP2
Product: tyrosine protein phosphatase PTP2
Exons: 1
Coding region: 1-2256 (751 amino acids)
Biological process (GO): protein dephosphorylation
Molecular function (GO): protein tyrosine phosphatase activity
Source: RefSeq, a predicted model, not a curated record
AUGGAGCGCAUAGCACAGCAAUAUCGUAGUGGCAAAAGAGACAAUAACGGCAAUAGGAUGGCCUCUUCUGCUAUAUCGGAAAAGGGCCACAUACAAAUCAAUCAAGCUAGAACGCCUGGUCAAAUGCCCGUAUAUAGAGGUGAAACUAUAAACCUGUCUAAUCUUCCGCAAAACCCCAUUAAACCGUGCAAAGAUCUGGACGACGUUAACAUACGGCGCAACAACUCUAACAGGCAUUCUAAAAUACUGCUCGUGGAUGUAUGCGCUGGCCCUAGCACCAACUCAUUUCCAGAUAAUACAAAUGCCAAGGAUAUCACAGUUUUAUCGUUGCCACUACCCAGCACAUUAGUGAAAAGGUCAAACUAUCCAUUCGAGAACUUACUGAAGAAUUACCUUGGCUCUGAUGAGAAGUAUGUUGAGUUUACUAAGAUCAUCAAGGAGUAUGACGUUUUCAUUUUCAGUGAUUCGUUCAGCAAAAUUUCAAGUUGUUUGAAGACAACUUUUUGCCUCAUUGAGAAGUUCAAAAAGUUCAUAUGCCAUUUUUUUCCAUCUCCUUACUUGGAAUUCUUUCUUUUCGAAGGCUCUCUGAAUGAUAGUAAGGCUUCCUCCAUAGAAAAAAAUAAGAAAAACUGCAUCAUGCCUAAAUUGGAUUUGAACUUAGACGCAAACUUAACUUCAAGAUCAACUUUAAAUUUGAGGAUAAAUAUACCUCCACCUAAUGAUUCAAAUAAAAUCUUUUUACAGUCCCUGAAAAAGGACCUCAUUCAUUAUUCACCAAAUUCUUUGCAGAAAUUUUUCCAGUUCAACAUACCUGCUGACUUAGCAUCUAACGACACGAUUUUACCGAACUGGCUAAAAUUCUGCUCCAUAAAAGAAAAUGAAAAGGUGAUUUUAAAGAAACUUUUUGACAAUUUUGAAAUUUUAGAAAACUUUGAAAUGCAAAGGUUGGAGAAAUGUUUAAAAUUUAAGAAAAUGUCUUCUUUACAUCAAAAGCAGCAAUCGCAACAGCAGAGGGUAUCGCAAUCUACGGAUAAUUCGAAAUUAUAUUCUUUAACUAGUUUACAAAGACAAUAUAAAACCUCAGUGAAAGGCAAGGUACAGAACAAUCAAAAGCUAAAGUUAACUAUACCCAAAAACAACACAUCCUCUUCGCCCUCACCUCUGUCCUCCGAUGACACUAUAAUGACACCAAUAAAUGAUUACGAACUUACAGAGGGAAUUCAAUCUUUUACCAAGAACAGAUACUCUAAUAUCUUACCUUAUGAACAUUCGAGGGUUAAAUUACCUCAUUCUCCCAAACUACCUGCAGCUUCUGAAGCAUCUACAGCGGAAACAAAAACCGAUAGGCCGUAUCCAGUAUGUCCUUUAGACACAAAAAACCAUUCCUGCAAAAUUAACGACUACAUCAACGCAAACUAUUUGAAACUUUCACAGAUUAAUCCUGAUUUCAAAUAUAUCGCCACUCAAGCCCCGCUUCCUUCGACUAUGGAUGAUUUCUGGAAAGUUAUCACUUUGAACCACGUCAAAAUAAUAAUAUCGUUGAAUUCUGACGAUGAACUGAAUUUAAGAAAAUGGGACAUUUAUUGGAAUAAUUCAUCAUAUUCCAACCAUACUAUCAAGCUUCAAAAUACCUGGGAGGACAUUUGCAAUAUUAAUGGUUGUGUUCUUAGAGUCUUUCAAGUCACAAAAAUUGCUCCCAAAAAUGAUAGUAUCAAGCAGGAUUGUGGCUCCUCGCAUACUGGCGACCUUAUCUCCACUACUAUGACUACAUCAAAGCCGUUCAUUGUUUAUCAAUUACAGUAUAAGAAUUGGUUGGACUCUUGUGGCGUAGAUAUCAACGACAUCAUUAAAGUACACAAGAUCAAAAAUUCACUAUUGUUCAAUCCACAGAGUUUUAUUGCAAGUCUCAAAAAGGACGUUUGCAAGCCUGACUUGGUAGAUGAUAAAAAUAGUGAUUUACAUCUCGAUACGGCAAAUUCAUCACCACUAUUAGUCCAUUGUUCUGCAGGAUGUGGAAGAACUGGUGUAUUUGUUACAUUGGAUUUCCUACUAAGUAUUCUUUCAUCUACAACAAAUCACUCAAACAAGAUUGAUGUUUGGAAUAUGACUCAGGACCUUAUAUUUAUCAUAGUGAAUGAGUUAAGAAAGCAAAGGAUUUCAAUGGUACAGAAUCUAACUCAAUAUAUCGCUUGUUAUGAGGCAUUGCUAAAUUAUUUUGCAUUGCAAAAGCAGAUUAAAAAUGAGUUUCCUUGUUGA